CAUUGUAAAAACAGCUGAAAAGGCCUACAGCAUAAACCAUUCAUAUACCUUUACACACAGUAACAAAUACGUCAAAUUUACAGCUAGUCAUCACCUGAACUGACUAUUUUUAUUCACAACAUGUUGCUCAUUUGAACAAAAUAGAAGCAGCAAUGUCAAUGAAUUCAAAUGAUGCUAAAUAUGCUAAAAGAAAGCUGGAUUUCCAAGACCAACCGUUUCAUUUCAAGACAUUUUACUUGGACAUCAAGGCGGAAACGGUGAAGAGGAAAGUCAUCAGAAGAAUUAGAGAACUCGGCGGAACUGUUGAAGGCUUUCUAUCAAAAGAUGUUCACUUAGUUAUCACUGACAAGAAAAAUGGAGAGUUGGAAAGAAAAUCAAAUAAAGAAGUUAAAACAAUAGAGAUCAGCAAUCUUAGUAGAGGAAGAGCUUUAUUGUUGAAAGCAAAUGCACAGAGUAAUAAGAGAAGAUCAUCAGUAGGUGGGAAUCAUAUUACCCAGAAUGCUUUAAAUCUUGGUGUACAGGUGGAGCAAGCUAAUAUUUUCCUUCGAGAUUCAAAUAAAUUUAUUGAUGCCUUGAAAAAAACAAAGAAGACAAAUGAACUUGAUGGAAUAACACCUUUAGAAUGGACAGAAAGUGAAAAAGAAAACACAUGUUGCCUCAAAAUUGAAGAUACAGAACAGUUGUAUAAACCCCUGAUAAAACAUUUUGAAACAUUUCCUACAUUAUUUUAUAAUGAAGAAGUGGCAUCACCAUUUGUUAAAGGUGUUGUACUAACAAAACAAGCAGAAAAAACAGUCAAUAGAUAUUCUACAGCAAAGAAAACUGUGACCUACAAUAAAGGUGGUUUCUGUGAGGCAUGUGAUUAUUGGUACAAAUGUUCAUUAAGGGAACAUAUCAAAAGUGCAAAACAUGAAAAGUUUGUUAAGGAUCAAACAAACUUUGAUCACUUAGAUACUGUAAUAAAUAAAUUGCCUUCUUUCUCAGAUUUCUUUGUCAAAUUGAACAAAAUAGCAGGGAAAGAAUCAGUGUGUGAUAAAACAAAAGGUCAUCAAGCCUCUCUGUUUUCUAGUUUAUUGAUAACCAAUAGUCACCAAAGUUCACUAGAAACAAAACCAUUUGAAAAGAGAGUCAAACUUAAUGAACAAGAAAUUUCGUCUCUGAAGACAGAAUGUAUAUUUGAGCGUAAUAAUGUUUCAGCUAAUGUUUUAAAACACAGCACAUCAGAUGAUACAAUAGUAAAAAAUAUGGAUACUGAAAUGCCUUCUUUAUGUAAUGAACUUUUAGAAAAUCAUAAUGAAGAAGAAAUAUCAGAUUGUGCUAUGCCAAAUUUGUCAUCAUGUAUUGUUCAAACCAUAGAUAUAUUAGACAGUGAGAUGCCAUCACUUCAUAAAGAACGUGACACUAACACACAAGACUCUGGUACUGGUCUAGAUAUACAAGACAGUGAAUUCCGUGAUAUUUCCAAGUGUGAUAUAACUGAUAAGAAUACAAUAAAAAGAACAAAUAGUGAUUCUGCUUUACCACCUGAGGAGAAUUUUCCCAUACAAAAUGUAUGUUGUACACCAUCCCUUGGCAUUGAUUAUCAUAAUGACAAUGCUGUUUUCAUGGAUGAUAUAACUCACAAAUCUACCAAUACAUUAACCUCAGUACAAAAUGUUACCUCCAAUGUACGCAAGAAAUUUUCAAAGAUUUCUUUGUUUGAAAACAAUCAAGAUAUUUCAGAAAACUGUGAUAAUUUUUCUAGUAUCAAUGACAGAUACUUCCAAGAAAAAAGCAUUGUUUCUCCACAAAAGGUUGAAAAAUCAUUUUGUUUCUCUGAAUUAUCAUCUCCCACCUCUAGAGGCACUGGUCAAAGUAAUUUUAAAGACUUGGUCACAAACUGGAUUCAUGAAAUAGAAAACUCUGCACAUAUUCCUAAAGAAGACAUGUGUGACCACAAAACAAACAAUGAUAAUGAUAUUAAUUCUGAAGCUACAGACAUGACAGAAGAAUAUAAUCCUGAGGACUACCAUAAUAUGUUGUUAAUGAACAGAAUGGAGAAAAAACAUGACAAAAGUCAAGUGACAAAAGAAGUUUUUAAUGGUUACAGUAAUAUAAAUAAUGAAAACAGUUGUUCAAGAGAUAGUGUUUCACUGAUAUCUAUGCCUGAAACCCCUGAAACAAGGAAAACAACUUUUUCUGGGUGUAAAUUUGGAAUCAUGGAUGAUUCUAACUCAACACAAGAUAUUACUCUAUGUGCAAGUGAUUCAAACACAAGUGUUUACAGUCUGAUUUCUGAAUGCACCCCAUUAAAUCAAAAGAAAACUCUUUAUAGUGGACAAGAAAGUUGUAAAGGUACACAAGUUACUCCUCAUUCUCAUGAAAAUUUAGAUUGUGAAAAUAUUGGUUUAAGUUCAAAACUUGAACCCAUAAAAAUCAAACUAAAUUUAAGUGAAAUCAAGAAAAGUGAAAAGAAAGCUAAAAGAAAAGUCAAAGUUAGAAGAAGAAUAUUUCCUGACAAUCAAAAAGAAAAUUAUGAAUCUUUUUAUCAAAUGCAUCAGCAGGGUGAAAUGAAGAUCAAGUUGUGCAAAGUGGCAAAAACGCCAGUGCAAAAGAAUGGUGACUUAAUGUCAUAUUGGAAAGUUAGAAAAAGUGGAGGAUGCCGGCUUGUGUUUAGCUCUGAAAAAAGAAAAGAAAAUGAAACUGGAAGUAAAACUGGAGACAUCUGCAGAAAGAGAGCAGUUUCUAUUUCUGACUCUGACUCUGAGAAAAGAAAAGCAUGUCACCUGGAAAACGACCACUCAGAAAAGUUAAGGAAAAGAAGAAAAUGCAUCUAUUUACAGUUUUUCUGAUUUGAUUUAAAAUUUUUUUUAAGAUAAGUGGUAUAAUGAAUAUGUUUUAUCUUGGAGUAAAAAUGAUUGAAUGUUUUGCAUAGAAUUGUGUCAAUUUUGCUAUUGAGAUUUUUUAUAGGAUUUACAUUUUUAGAGCAUUUGUGAUUUUACAUGCAAUCAAAUGUAUCCAUACAGUAGUUCUUGAUUAGGAGCUGGCAGGUGGUAUUCUUCUCGCUUUUGAUACUGUUCAAUGAAAAAUAAUACUGACUCUUUACUAAUCAUAGACAUUAAUUUCAGUCAAUGAGUUGUAUGGACUUCAUGGUCCAAUAUUUACAUCUUCUUUUCUCAGUAUUUAUUCUUAAAUCUGUAAAAAAAAACAACUUCACAAACUUAUUUUAAACAUAAAAUCAUGGCCAUGAAAGUUGUACAAUUUAUUUUUAAAUACACAAAUCUUUUGUAAUUAAUGGUUCAGCAAUGCAUCAUAUACAUGUUACCUGUGAGUUGCAUUCCAAAUAACCUACUUUUGACAUAAUUAUGGUACAUUUUUCUAACUUGAAUAGUAAAUUUCAUGAAAAAUGUGAGUUUGUGUCUGUGUAAUCAGCUGUCCUUUCAAAUUUAGAGCUGAUAAUUGUAUGAUGACUCAUGAGUACCAGUAGCUAGAGAUCUUCUUUAUAAAGAAUAGUUUUGCUUUACAUACAUUUUUUUGUACAUGUAUCUUUCACCUAAUAAUUCAUAUAUGACUAUACAUGAAUUAAUUUGACCUGUGUAUGUCUGUUUCAAAAAAGAAAAUGAUAUGAAAAUAAAAAAACUUUUUGCCCCAACUUUUUUCUAUCAAAUUUGGACUUUUGACAGCUUAAGUGAUGGUAAGCUCAUAAGUUUUAAGAAGUGAAAGCUUUUCAAUUUUUUGAAAUUUUGGGAAAAAAUAUGAAGAUCCAAUUACAUGUACACAUGUCUCUUGGACUUUUUUGGCCUUUUUGGCCUUCCUUACAGAUAUAUAGGCUGGAACUUACUUUUUAGCACAUCUUACCCAAAGGGUCAAGUGCUCUAUUCUCAUCACUUGGAGGCCAUCAGAGUCUGUUAACUUUUACAAAAAUCUUCUCCUCUGAAACUACUGGGCCAAUUGGAACCAUCUCGGCCACAAUUAUUAUUGGGAUAUCUAGUUUAAAAUAUGUGUCUGCUGAUCCUGCUUGCCAACCAAAUUUGCCCAUAAGGCUAAACAUAGAACAUAGGAGUGAGAAUGCAAGCCCUUAUAGAUCAGAGAAAAUCUGACAGGGGCAAACAUGUUCAGAAUGUUGAGAUAGUCAGUUAUCUCCUUAUGCACCAAAAACUAUCUGAUGACUCCUUAUAGGAGCCAUUGCCCUUUAAGGUUUAUUUCUCCAUUUUUUCUUUCAUUAUCUUGAAAAUUAUAGUAGAUAGACAAAAUUUUCAAAUAGCAAAAAUGAUCAGCAAGACAGGAUCUACAAACUUGUAAACACGUCUGGAACUGUCAGUUGACUCCUUAUAGAAGUUAUUGACGCUAAAUGAAGGUUACCAAUUUAUGGCAUUUCUGCUUAAUUUGAAACUAUAAUAGAAAAAGAGAAGCUUUAAAGAGUAAAAACGAUCAUCAGGACAAGAUUGACAUAUUUGUCAGCAAAAUUGUAGGUGGACUCUUAGUUGUAGUUAUUUACCCUAAAUGAUGAUUUUUUUUUGGUAAUUUUUGGCCAAUUGAUUAAUGAUAAUGCAGACAAGAUCUACAAAAAGGCAAAAAUUGUGGGAAGAUUGUCAGUUGACUUCUAUAGGAUUUAUUGCUCUUAAAUGACUCUUUUUACCAUUUUUUCAUGUGUUGGGCAAAAACUAUAGAAGAUGAAGAGACAAUGUAAACAGUGAAUAUGAUCACGAAGAAGAGAUCUUCAAAUAGAUCAACCAAGCCUAAAUUGUAAGUCAACUCCCUAAAGAAGUUAUUGCACUUGAUUGACAUUUUUGUCCAAUUUGUAUAUUGGUCAAAUACUAUUAUAGAUAUACUGUAAGCAAUACAAGAUCAUCAAAAAUAGAUCUUAGUCAUGAAUUAUAUUUUAGUCUUCAAUGUUGAAAAUGCACAUAGAUCCAAGUGAGUGACACAGGCUGAUUAGAGCCUCUAGCUAUAAAUAAUUGCCAAUUUGUGUAGUAGCCAUUGGUAGUUACACAUCUUGGAUAAGAUAUAGUAUGGUUGACAUGACUGAUAUGAUUGAUGUCUAAUCACAGAAUCCUGGUUCAAAUUUCGUCAGAUUUCAGUUCCAAAAGUGGUUUCAUAUUAGAGGCUGAGAUGGUUGCAAACUACAUAUAACAUAAGUGAUUAAGUUCAGUGUUGUAUGCUAAUAUUGUAGCUGAUUGAUUUAAUCAUGUACAUUUUGAAGUAUUUGAAAGUAUGCUAAAAGUGUUUUUUUGUUGCCAUUUGAAAUUCCUAAUAUAAAUAGAUGUGCCACAAAAAAUUUGGGAUAUCUGUGCUUGUUAUUUAUGUGUCAUUUAGUUCACUUUUUUUAAGGAUGAUAUAAAAUAUAACUUCUGAUAAAUGUUUUAAAUAGCAUUUAAACAUUCUCUCUGUAUACAUGGUAUAUGUGUCCUACAGUUUUAUGAAAAUAACCAGAUAUAUUUUAAUCAAACUUAUGUAUCAUAACCAUGUUUAUAACUUCCUUACCAUGCUUUCAGAAAGUAUGCAUCCUUCACUUGUCCUUUUUCUUGUGUCUCAUUUGUAAUCAUACCACAUCUAGUUUUUUUUUUCAGAAAUUGUCAAAAUAUUUUGGGGUGUGGAUGUUUAUUUUUCAAAAGUGAUCCCAAUAUUGUGUAUUAGUUGUAAAAUGAGCAAACUUACUCAUUGUAAAAAGUUCUGAUGUCAUACAAUGUAAUGGGAGAUUUAAAAGAAAAAUUGAUUACAAUAAUUUUGGAAAGAACAUUUUGAUAUCCUGUUGUUGAUUACUGACCUUGAGGAACAGUUUUAUGUGUAGUAUAGGGAAUCCCUCCCAACAAAGUUUGAAUGGGAUCCAUAAAUGCAUUUUGGGGGCUUGAGUGAUUGCAAAUAUUGUUAGUUUAAAACAUUGAAUAUAAUCUAGUUCCAUGAUUGAAAAAAUGAUGAGCAUAAAUGUCAAAGUGGGCUUUGUCUUGAACCUGUUUAUUGAUGAUAUGCCUUUAAAAGUUCCUAGAUCUAAAAUUAGGCCUUUGAUAGAACUACUUUUAACUUAAUAGCAUUGUGUUGGUUGUGUUUGUAAUUCAUGUAGUUGUUGUGGUA
This is a messenger RNA of Mytilus californianus (California mussel), 6051 nucleotides long. RefSeq lists its product as uncharacterized. Gene Ontology annotation, cellular component: Dbf4-dependent protein kinase complex; nucleus. Gene Ontology annotation, biological process: positive regulation of nuclear cell cycle DNA replication; regulation of cell cycle phase transition. The record is from RefSeq and is a predicted model, not a curated record. NCBI's taxonomy places the organism in Eukaryota, Metazoa, Mollusca, Bivalvia, Mytilida, Mytilidae. Gene Ontology annotation, molecular function: protein serine/threonine kinase activator activity; nucleic acid binding; zinc ion binding. The transcript has 2 exons. Bases 153 to 2831 code for a protein of 892 amino acids.